AAUGUCUCAACAGGUCCGCAGCAGGGCAUGCAGCAAAGCCAACAAGCUCAAGAGCAGCAUCAGCAACAGCAACAGACUCAACAGCAACAACAGCAGCAGCAGCAACAGGCAAAUCAGCAACAGGAGCAGAAGGACAGCAUAAGUCGCAUCAAGCAUCACUACUGGCAGAUGAAGGAUGCACUAAUGGAAACCCUUGGCUGUGCUUCAACAAAUAUUGCAAACAACACCCAAGUUGAUCAGGGAUUAAGGUAUGUUUAAGAAAAAAGGAAGGUAUUUAGUGUGUGUCAAGAAUACUCUUUAUUAUACACACCAUACAGACAUACUUAGGUCUGUGUGUGUGUGUAUAUAUGUGUGUGUGGGUGUGGGUGGGUG
Molecule: messenger RNA, 372 nt
Organism: Penaeus vannamei (Pacific white shrimp)
Lineage: Eukaryota; Metazoa; Arthropoda; Malacostraca; Decapoda; Penaeidae
Source: RefSeq, a predicted model, not a curated record